AUGGUUCAAUCAUCCGUUCUGGGUUUCCCCCGUAUGGGUAAGCUCCGUGACCUGAAGAAGGCCACUGAAGCUUACUGGGGUGGCAAGAUCUCCCGCGAUGACCUCCUCGCCGAGGGCAAGCGUCUCCGUCUGGAGCACUGGAACAUCCAGAAGAACGCUGGUGUUGACUUCAUCCCCUCCAACGACUUCGCUUUCUACGAUCAGGUCCUCGACCACAUCCAGCUGUUCAAUGUCAUCCCUGAGCGUUACAGCAAGUACAACCUCGACCCCCUUGACACUUACUUCGCCAUGGGUCGUGGUCUGCAGAAGGAGGGUGUCGAUGUCCCUGCUUUGGAGAUGGUCAAGUGGUUCGACUCUAACUACCACUACGUCAAGCCCGCUCUCUCCGAUAACCAGGAGUUCAAGCUCUCUGCUGACCCUAAGCCCGUCCGCGAGUUCCUCGAGGCCAAGGCUGCUGGCAUUGUCACCCGCCCUGUUCUCCUGGGUCCCGUCUCCUUCCUCGCCCUUGGUAAGGCUGACCGUGGUGCUAGCCUGAACCCUAUCACCAAGCUGCAGGACCUUUUGCCCGUCUACGCUGACCUUCUGGCUCAGCUGAAGGCUGCUGGUGCUGAGGAUGUUCAGAUUGAUGAGCCUGUCCUCGUCUUUGACCUUGCCGCUGAUGUCAAGGCUGCUUUCAAGCCCGCUUACGAGAAGCUGGGCAACCUGGGUGACAAGGCUCCUCGCCUGACCCUGGCCACCUACUUUGGUGAUAUCGUCCACAACAUUGAUGUUCUCUCUUCUCUCCAGAGCCUCCACGCUAUCCACGUGGACCUUGUCCGCAACCCUGAGCAGCUCGACACUGUCAUUGCUGCCCUUGGCCCCAAGCAGACCCUGUCCGCUGGUGUCGUUGACGGCCGUAACAUCUGGAAGGCUGACUUCAAGGCCGCUAUUGAGAAGGUUGAGGCCGCUAUCCAGAAGCUUGGCAAGGACCGUGUCAUUGUUGCCACCUCCAGCUCUCUCCUCCACACCCCUCACACUCUCGCCUCCGAGAAGAACCUCGAUGCUGAGAUCCGUGACUGGUUCAGCUUCGCUGUUGAGAAGGUCUCUGAGGUUGUUGUCAUUGCCAAGGCUGUUACCGAGGGCCCUGCCUCUGUCUCUGCUGAGCUUGAGGCCAAUGCUAAGUCUAUGCACUCUCGUGCGACCUCCACCCGCACCAACGACCCUGCUGUCAAGGCUCGUCAGGCUGCCGUCACUCCUGAACAGCACAUCCGUCAAUCUCCUUUCCCUGUCCGCAUUGCCCAGCAGACCGAGCACAUCAAGCUUCCCAAGUUCCCUACCACUACUAUUGGAAGUUUCCCCCAGACCUCUCAGAUCCGUGUGACCCGUAACAAGUUCACCAAGGGUGAAAUCACCGCCGCUGAGUACGAGACUUUCAUCGAGGAGCAGAUCCGUGAGGUUGUCAAGAUCCAGGAGGAGCUUGACCUGGACGUGCUAGUUCACGGCGAGAGUGAACGAAAUGACAUGGUCCAGUACUUCGGUGAACGUCUCACCGGUUACGCAUUCACCACUCACGCGUGGGUUCAAAGCUACGGAUCUCGCUGUGUCCGACCUCCUAUCAUUGUUGGUGACAUCAGCCGUCCUGCUCCUAUGACCGUCAAGGAGUCCAAGUUCGCUGUCUCCAUCACCAACAAGCCCAUGAAGGGUAUGCUGACUGGACCCAUCACCUGCUUGCGCUGGUCUUUCCCACGUAACGAUGUGCACCAGUCUGUCCAGGCUCAGCAGCUUGCUCUUGCUCUCCGUGAUGAGGUCGUUGACCUUGAGGAGGCUGGUGUCAAGGUUAUCCAGGUCGAUGAGCCUGCUCUGCGUGAGGGUCUGCCCCUCCGUUCUGGUGCCGAGCGCGAGAAGUACAUCAAGUGGGCUGUUGAUGCUUUCAAGCUCUCCACCGCUGGUGUUACCGACAGCACUCAGAUCCACAGUCACUUCUGUUACUCUGAGUUCCAGGACUUCUUCCACGCCAUUGCUGCCCUGGAUGCCGAUGUUCUGUCCAUCGAGAACAGCAAGUCUGAUGCUAAGCUGCUGAAGGUCUUCGUUGACGAGAAGUACCCCCGUCACAUCGGUCCUGGUGUUUACGACAUCCACUCUCCUCGUAUUCCUAGCGAGCAGGAGAUCAAGGAUCGUGCUGCUGAGAUGCUGGUCUACCUCAGCCCUGAGCAGCUCUGGAUCAACCCUGACUGUGGUCUCAAGACCCGUGCUUGGCCCGAGACCAAGGCCGCCCUGUCCAACAUGGUUGCGGCCGCCAAGUACUUCCGUGAGAAGUACUAA
This is a messenger RNA of Penicillium malachiteum, 2301 nucleotides long. RefSeq names its product 5-methyltetrahydropteroyltriglutamate--homocysteine S-methyltransferase. The transcript is spliced from 4 exons. The record is from RefSeq and is a predicted model, not a curated record. Lineage: Eukaryota; Fungi; Ascomycota; Eurotiomycetes; Eurotiales; Aspergillaceae. The coding region runs from base 1 to 2301 and encodes 766 amino acids. Gene Ontology annotation, molecular function: 5-methyltetrahydropteroyltriglutamate-homocysteine S-methyltransferase activity; zinc ion binding.